Ramularia collo-cygni is the source of this 1125-nucleotide messenger RNA. RefSeq lists its product as uncharacterized. Bases 1 to 1125 code for a protein of 374 amino acids. Lineage: Eukaryota; Fungi; Ascomycota; Dothideomycetes; Mycosphaerellales; Mycosphaerellaceae. The transcript has a single exon. The record is from RefSeq and is a predicted model, not a curated record.
AUGGCGUCCCGUGCCCGCUCCACUCGAGACAUCAGUCCCAUAGGAGCAUCUCGCUUCGAACGGCCAUAUACUCCUCCGCCUUCUCUUGCAACGGCGGCCAUCCAGAGCGUACACCUCAACAACCGGCCAGCGAGAUACUCCAUCUUCCCGCCCGUCGAACCCGUGGCUGCACCAGCAUCGCCUGACAGCAGCAUGGAUUCCAGCACACCUAGAUCCAGGCAUCAGCAAUCCGACUCCGUGUUCUCAUAUACAGACACGGUCGAAACGGCACCCACCUCUCUUUCCAUUUCCUCGGUAAGGGAGUCCAAGGAUUGUGAUGAGAACAUGCAAGUCGUCUCUCCGACGGAGUGGCAAGCUCACUUCCAACGGGAUGCCGAUCACGACAAUACGCGGACGGAUGAAUGUCCAGACAGCGCCACCCUCGAAACGGUGCAGAACAUGCCAAUCUACGACGCAGACGGCAACGAGCACAAGUUCGGAUCCGUCUACRCACCAUCCGCAUCAGCACACCAACGACAACUCGUAAUAUUCGUCCGCCAUUUCUACUGCGGAGCCUGUCAAGCCUAUCUCCAAGCUCUGACAAACAGCAUCUCCCCAAGCGAGUACUUCUCCAUCCCAACUCCGACCUCGAUCAUCGUCAUCGGCUGCGGCAAGCCAGAGAUGAUAGCUCAUUACAAGCGAUUCACCAACUGCCCCUUCACAAUGUACGCGGAUCCCUCGAGAUCACUGUUCAAGAAGCUAGGCAUGAACACAAGCCUCAACUUUGGCAAUCAACGACCACAAUACAUGAAAGACAUCAAAUUCACAAGCUGGCAAAAAGGGCAAAUUUCACAAGUACGACAGGAAUUGAAGAAUCCAGGUGGGAUUAGAAAAAGAGAUGUCUUGAGAGGAGGCAAUCUCUUCCAAAUAGGCGGGGAAUUCUUGUUUGAAGAGGGUCGGGUCGUGUGGUGUCAUCGCAUGAAGAACUUUCGGGAUCACGCAGAGAUACCGGUGAUACGAAAGUUGUUGGAACUGGAAGAUAAUCUCCCAAUCUGCUACAUGCCCGGAGCCUCAGGACCUCCUCGAACUUACCCCAUGAGCGCUCUUCCAUUACGACAUCAGCAAGCAGUCUUCGAGAUGAUGUGA